ACUAUGUUUCAAAAUGAAUAUAAGCCGUAGUCAUUUGAUAAAAAAUGUCAGUCAAUUUUUCCGUGAAGAUAAGAUGAAUCGAAAGACUCUCUGUUUUUUCUUGAUUGUAACUAUUACUUUGGAGCUCCUAAUUCCAUGCGCAAAUGCGAAUGGCGGUGGAAAAGCAAAAAAAAUUGUGAUGGCUAUGAAACAGGGCGCUAAAAAAACUGCAAAAAAAGUUAGUAAAUCAAGUGUCGAACUAGGAAAAAGUACGGUAAAUUUGGCUGGUAAUGGCCUUAAAGUAGGUGUGGAAGCUCUUGCCUCAGCAGUUGCGAUUGGAUGUUUUCCUUUUGACUUUGCAGGAGAUCCUGAUGGAACUAUGCAAUUUGUAGCUGACUCAACUACUUCCUUAGCGGGUAGUGUGGUAAAUACGGUUAACAGUGGGAUCGACGUGGGAAAAAAAUCUGCUAAUGUGGCUGUAAAUUUGGGAGGUAGCCCUUGUAUCUGUGCGCACCAAUCGAUGAAAGCGAUGAAAGAAAUCGAAGAAAAAGAGGAAAUAGCGGAAGUUCUAGAGGAAGAAAGACGACGAAGAUUGAAGGAACUUCCAGGACCAAGCAAUUAAUUAUAUUUUUUAUGUUUUUGCAAUCGAAAUUCCAUGUUUUUCUUUCCAUUUGUUAAAUACAAAAAUUAAUUUUCGGUUUAAA
Molecule: messenger RNA, 683 nt
Organism: Contarinia nasturtii (swede midge)
Lineage: Eukaryota; Metazoa; Arthropoda; Insecta; Diptera; Cecidomyiidae
Exons: 3
Coding region: 14-601 (195 amino acids)
Source: RefSeq, a predicted model, not a curated record